Molecule: messenger RNA, 1543 nt
Organism: Triticum aestivum (bread wheat)
Lineage: Eukaryota; Viridiplantae; Streptophyta; Magnoliopsida; Poales; Poaceae
Product: myb-related protein Hv33
Exons: 2
Coding region: 290-1186 (298 amino acids)
Source: RefSeq, a predicted model, not a curated record
CGCGCCACAAACCGCAGGUGUCUUGACCUCUAAUCCAUUGCUUCUGCGUUGCUUCGAGCCUACUUGAUCGCUGCCUCACCUCACUCCCUCUCUCUCGCCGAGUGAGCUUGCGGUUCUUGCCAUUCACGCCUCCCCGAUAUAUACCCGACCAUAUAUACCCACCAGGCAACCAUCGAAAGGGAGGAAACAACCGUCGGUCCAUCAUUACCGAUCGCCAUUACCUUCAUCCAUCCACGUUGCCUAGCUAGCUCAUCGUGGAGUAGCCAGCUGCCGGAGAGGGAUCAACAGAAUGGGACGCCCAUCGUCCGGCGGCGUGGGGCAGCCCAAGCUCCGGAAGGGGCUGUGGUCGCCCGAGGAGGACGCGAAGCUCUACAGUCACAUCAUCCGGCAUGGCGUCGGCUGCUGGAGCUCCGUCCCCAGGCUGGCCGGGCUGAACCGCUGCGGCAAGAGCUGCCGCCUCCGGUGGAUCAACUACCUCCGCCCCGACCUCAAGCGCGGCUGCUUCUCGCAGCAGGAGGAGGACCACAUCGUCGCGCUCCACCACAUCCUCGGCAACAGGUGGUCGCAGAUCGCGUCGCACCUGCCGGGCCGGACAGACAACGAGAUCAAAAACUAUUGGAAUAGCUGCAUCAAGAAGAAGCUCCGGCAGCAAGGCCUCGACCCCGCCACGCACAAACCCAUGGCCGCCGCCGACAAGGCCACGGCGGCAUUGCCGGACGCGGAAGACGAAGACCGCAAGCCCCUUGCCGCGGCGGCCGACAGCAGCCUCGCUCCGAAGCAGCCGGCGGUGUUCGACCCGUUCCCGGUGUGCGCCGAAUACGGCGCCAGGUUCGCCGACGACCUCGGCGCGGUGAACGCGGCGGCAUUGUACGGCCAGUUCUGUGGUGGAAAGGAGGGUGCGGACGAAGACGCCGGGUUCGGCGCCGCGGACUACAGCUGCGUGCUGGACGUCCCGGAGAACCUGGGCUACUACGGGGAGAGCUCCAGCAACAGCAGCAACCGGAACUACGGCGGUGAGGUGGGCAGCAUGCUCGACGGCGAGGUGGGAAGCGUGCUCGAUGGCGAGGUGCUACACUGGGCCAAGGCGGAGCCGGCCUUCGCGGAGAUGGAGUAUGAGUUCUCGCUGCCCUGCCAAGAGCAGAGCCUCCUCCCAAAUUCCGAGUUCAACUUGGAACAGUACUUCUGAAUUUUUUUUUUCCUUUUUCAUUUUAAAAAUAUAUUUUCUUUCUCUCCCCCUCCAUUUUUAAGAGACAGGGAUCACACCAUAAAAUCGCAAGUUAGUGCUACUUCAGGUCAUUUAUAGCAUCAUCCUAAUUUUAUAGGCGAGUUAGCUUACUUCACCCUGCAUGCUGAACAAAUUAUAGAAACUUUCAAUUAAUUGUAUUUUAUUGUCAAAUUACACAGAUGUACACAUUUCUAGGGCAGUUGCGCAUCAUAGCCAAGAAACCAAACUGCGCGAAUUUGUUUAAUAUAUUGACCCUUCAUUACUUUGUGCAUGAACAUGGAUUCUAUCAAGAUUUAUAUCAGAUUCAUGACACCUCAA